Molecule: messenger RNA, 3549 nt
Organism: Juglans microcarpa x Juglans regia
Lineage: Eukaryota; Viridiplantae; Streptophyta; Magnoliopsida; Fagales; Juglandaceae
Product: E3 SUMO-protein ligase SIZ1-like
Exons: 17
Coding region: 16-2853 (945 amino acids)
Biological process (GO): protein sumoylation
Molecular function (GO): SUMO ligase activity; zinc ion binding
Source: RefSeq, a predicted model, not a curated record
AAAACCGGAUUGGAAAUGGUGGAUAGGUCCGAACGACGUAAUUGGGAGAUUUCCUGGUUGGGAAAGCGGUGGUUCUCGGUCAAAACACUGAAACGCAGAAUAGAAAACAGGAGGGGGACGAGUCGGAAAGGGCAGAAAAAAAGAAAAAGUCGGCGCGACCAAUUUUUCCGAACCCUAUUCUACACCAUCAGCCUUCAAUUCCAUCACGGACGUAAAGAUUUCCAUCGUUUACCGGAUAAAUUAGCAUAUUUUCGAAUAAAAGAGCUAAAGGAUGUUCUCACUCAGUUAGGUCUUUCAAAGCAGGGGAAGAAGCAGGACCUUGUUGACCGAAUAUUAGCCGUUCUCUCUGAUGAGGAAGUUUCCAAAGUGUGGCCAAAGAAGAAUGGUGUUGGAAAGGAAUUGCCGGCGAAACUAGUGGAUGACAUAUUUAGAAAAAUGCAGGUCUCUGGGGCCACUGAUUUAGCUUCAAAGGGACAAAGUGUGUCAGAUAGUAGUAAUGUGAAAGUUAAAGGGGAAAUUGACGACCAAUUUCAACCUGAUACAAAAAUCCGCUGCCUUUGUGGGAACUCAUUGGAGUCGGAGUCAAUGAUCAGGUGCGAGGAUCCAAGAUGCCAUGUGUGGCAACACAUUGGUUGUGUUAUAAUUAUGGAGAAACCUACGGAAGGGAAUCCCCAAGUUCCUGAUUUGUUUUAUUGUGAACUUUGUCGACUCAGUCGUGCCGACCCUUUUUGGGUUACGGUGGCAAAUCCUUUAUAUCCUGUGAAGUGGACUAAUACAAAUAUUCCAACUGAUGGUACGAACAAUGUGCAAAGCCUGGAGAAAACAUUUCAACUCACGAGGGCUGACAAGGACUUACUGGCAAAACAAGAAUAUGAUGUUCAGGCUUGGUGUAUGCUUCUGAAUGACAAGGUUCCAUUUAGGAUGCAGUGGCCACAAUAUGUAGAUCUUCAUCUUCAAGUCAAUGGUAUGCCUGUACGUGCAAUCAAUAGACCUGGCUCACAACUGCUUGGAGCUAAUGGUCGCGAUGAUGGUCCAAUUAUCACUCCAUACACAAAAGACGGAAUUAAUAAGAUUUCCUUAACGGGAUGUGAUGCUCGCAUAUUCUGUUUAGGUGUUCGAAUUGUAAAGCGGCGUACUGUUCAUCAGAUUCUCAGCAUGAUUCCCAAAGAGUCUGAAGGCGAGCGUUUUGAAGAUGCUCUUGCUCGCGUUUGUCGGAUCGGUGGUGGAACAGCUACAGAUAAUGCUGACAGUGACAGUGAUGUGGAAGUUGUUGCAGAUUAUUUUGGUGUCAAUCUACGAUGUCCAAUGAGUGGUUCGAGAAUGAAGGUUGCUGGAAGAUUCAAACCUUGUACUCACAUGGGUUGUUUUGAUCUUGAGGUCUUUGUGGAGUUAAAUCAACGUUCUAGAAAGUGGCAGUGCCCCAUUUGUCUCAAGAACUAUGCAUUGGAGAAUAUCAUUAUCGACCCUUACUUCAAUCGUAUCACAUCUAUGAUGAGGUACUGUGGCGAAGAUGUAGCAGAGAUUGAGGUGAAGCCUGAUGGCUCUUGGCGUGUAAAGACUAAAAAUGAAAGUGAACGAAGGGAUAUGGGGGAUCUCGCACAGUGGCAUUUUCCAGAUGGUACUAUUUGUGUUCCUGAUGCACAAGUUAGACCAAGAGUGGAAGUGUUGAAGGAGAUCAAACAUGAAGGUAUUUCAGAAGGUCAUACUGGUUUGAAACUAGGAAUAAGGAAAAAUCGUAAUGGCUUAUGGGAGGUCAGCAAACCAGAAGAUAUGAACCCCUCUUCUGAGAAUGGAUUACAAGAAAGGUUUGCAAACUAUGAGCAGAAAGUUAUUCCAAUGAGCAGCAGUGCCACCGGAAGUGGUAGGGAUGGUGAAGAUCAAAGUGUAAAUCAGGAUGGAGUUGGGAAUUUUGACUUUUCUACCCACAAUGGGAUCGAGAUGGAUUUGAUAUCUUUGAAUGUUGAUUCAGCAUAUGGAUUUGCUGGACGUAAUUCCUCUGCACCAAUAGGGAGUGCAGAUGUUAUUGUUCUGAGUGACUCAGAAGGAGAGGAUGACAUAAUAAUAUCUUCCGGAACUGUCUACAAGAACAAUCCAACUGAUGUUAGUGGGGUAACCUUUUCUGUUCCCCCUUCUGGGAUUGCUGAAACAUUUCCAGAAGAUCCUACUCUUGGAGUGGGUGGAAGUUCAUGCUUGGGUAUUUUUAAUGAUGAUGAAUUUGGGAUGCCUCUCUGGCCACUACCUCCCGGAACUCAAGCAGGUCAGGGUUUUCAAUUAUUUAGUUCUGAUGUAGAUGUCCCAGAUGGCCUAGUGGGUUUGCAACAUGGCUCUAUGAAUUGUUCUUCCUCAAUGAACGGCUAUACAUUGUCUCCAGAGACUGCAAUGGGGUCUGCUACCUUACUAUCAGAUCCUUCUAUUGGUCGCUCUGAUACUGACAUAAUUGAUGGUUUAGUUGAUAAUCCCUUGGCAUUUGCUGGGGACGAUCCAUCGCUUCAAAUAUUUCUUCCCACAAGACCCUCAGAUGUGGUGGUACAGACUGAUAUGAGAGAUCGGGUUGAUGUAUCAAAUGGCGUUCGUACUGAGGAUUGGAUUUCUCUUAGUCUUGGGGGUGGUGCUGCUGCUGGCAGUAAUGGUGAAUCGGCAGCCCCAAAUGGAUUGAAUCCAAGAGAACAAAUGCCAUCGAGGGAAGGUGCCUUGGAUUCAUUGGCAGACACUGCUUCUUUGCUUCUUGGUAUGAAUGACAGUAGAUCCGACAUGUCAAGCAGACAACGAUCAGAUAGCCCUUUCUCGUUUCCUCGUCAAAAACGUUCUGUAAGGCCGCGAUUGUACCUCUCUAUUGAAUCGGACUCUGAAUAGAGAAACUGGACCUAUUUUGUCGGCAUUUGAACUUUUUUUCAGGAUAGAAAACACAACAUCCAGUGAGCCUGUGAUCGGUCGCUUUCCAAGUUCAGUAUUAGUAGUGAGUAUGUUGACAAACAUUUUGGUGUGCAUCGAAUGUAAAUGUGUUCUAACAAUCGAUGGCAGAACAAAUCAAGAAAACUGUUAUUGCCUAAUGAGAAAACUGCUACCACCUGCAGAAUCUGUUUUCCCCUUUUGUACUAACAAUUGGUUCGCUUCAUGCUUUUCUGUUCAAUCCCCCAUUGAAGAUCUGCAGGUGCAGUGCUGGUAAUUUGAACAAGAGAUGGUAAUUUUAUUCUGGAUAGAUGGAAUUAAAUCCAUUGGUUUAAAACCUUUGGGUUUUAAAGGGAGAGAGUCCCCCUUAGAAAUACAUAUAUCUGCCGAUUUGUCUCUGUUUUAUAAUGGAGACCAAAUAGCCUGUAAAUGUUCAUUUGAAUCGAGUUUUAUUUAUAGAAAAAUUUAUAGUUAUUCAAAUAGACGCCUUUACUCGAGUAUUGCAUGGUAUUCAAACUUUUUGUUGUCUUCACAAUCAAUCAUGUAAAGUUUUAUGAUAAAAAGCACUUGGUGGUUUGUUGGGGAACCCUCCAUAUCAAGGAUUCAAGAUCGUUGAAAUAAAAACAAAGUGAGUGCUUCUUGGUAAGUAUUAUUACCCUA